This is a messenger RNA of Centropristis striata (black sea bass), 5583 nucleotides long. Its product is annotated as contactin-associated protein-like 4. The transcript is spliced from 24 exons. The coding region runs from base 79 to 4011 and encodes 1310 amino acids. NCBI's taxonomy places the organism in Eukaryota, Metazoa, Chordata, Actinopteri, Perciformes, Serranidae. The record is from RefSeq and is a predicted model, not a curated record.
CUGGAGAGGAGAGGUUGGCCGUCUCUCUCCUCCAGCAGCCGCCGGGCUUCACUGCAGCCUUCCCGCCGCUUCUUCAUCAUGGAUCUUGGGACUAAAAGAGUCGUUUGGAAUAUCGCUCAGGUCGCUCUGCUUCUCUGCAGCUCGUACGGGACAACCGGAGAAGAGGUGUGUGACAGCGCGUUGGUGUCCAAUCUGCCGCCGUCGUCCUUCAGAAGCUCGUCCCAGCUGUCCAGCAGUCACGCGCCUGGCUUCGCCAAACUCAACAGGAGAGACGGAGCUGGAGGUUGGUCUCCUCUCACCUCAGACAGGUAUCAGUGGCUGGAGGUUGACCUGGGUGAGCGGACCAAGAUAACCGCUGUGGCUACUCAGGGCCGCUACGGCAGCUCUGAUUGGCUGGCGUCGUACCUGCUGAUGUUCAGCGACACGGGACACAACUGGAAACAGUACAGACAGGAGGACAGCAUAGGGUCUUUUCCAGGUAACAGUAAUGCAGACAGCGUGGUUCAGUACAAACUGCAGCAGCCGGCGAUCGCUCGCUUCCUCCGCCUCAUUCCUCUGGACUGGAACCCCAGCGGGAGGAUCGGACUCCGGCUGGAGACCUACGGGUGUCCUUAUACCUCAGAUGUCGUGAGUUUGGACGGCAGCAGCAGCAGUCUGGUGUACAGGUUGAAGCCGAGGCAGACGUCCAGAGAGGUUGUCUCUCUGAAGUUUAAAACCCUGAGGAAUUCUGGGACACUGCUGCACGCAGAGGGAGAGGGAGGACUCGGCUUCAGUCUGGAGUUAGAGAGGGGAAAGCUGCUGCUGCUGCUCAGACAAGGUAGAAGUUCCUCUGAACCCCGGCGUCUCGCUUCCCUCGGCAGCCUGUUAGAUGAUCAGUACUGGCACUAUUUAGCAGUGGAGCGGCGCGGCUCGCACCUCAACCUCACUGUGGACAAACACACAGAGAGGAUUCAAAUCCCUGCAGAGUUCAGCCACUGGGACAUCGAGCAGCUGAAUGUAGGAGCAGUCCAGAGCCUCAGUUCUACAAAACCAGUCUUGUCCAAGAGAAACUUUCACGGCUGCCUGGAAAACCUGCUGUACAACGGCCUCAAGCUGAUAGAAUUAGCUAAACACAAAAACCACCAAGUUACUGUUGUGGGCAAUGUGACCUUUUCUUGUGCUGAGUUGGUGUCCGUGGCUGUAACGUUCCCCGGCCCCCAGAGCUUCCUCCAGUUGCCGGCGGCGGCAGCGUCCUCCUUAGGGGGCGUGUCCGUUGGGUUCCAGUUCAGGACGUGGAACAAGGCGGGGCUUCUGCUAACCUUUGACCUGCCUCAGGGCGGGGGCGUGGUCUGGCUGUACCUGAGUGAGGCCAGACUCCGGCUGCAGAUCCAUAAAGCUGGAAGGGUGCUGCUGGAGCUCAGUGCAGGUUCUGCUCUGAAUGACGGUCAGUGGCAUUCGGUGGAUCUGAACUGCAGACGAGGUCGUCUGAGCAUCACCGUGGAUGAAGAAGAAGGAGGCAGCGCUCAAGCCAGCCCUUCAUUUCCUGUCACCAUAGAAAGUCACCUCUUCUUUGGUGGUUGUCCCACUGACAAUGAAAGGCAGGACUGCAGAAACCCAUUUAAUGUCUUCCAGGGCUGCAUGCGUCUCUUAACUCUGGACGACCAAAUCGUGGACCUGAUCAUGGUGCAGCAAAAGCUCCUAGGAAUCUAUAGCAACCUGCUAAUCGACAUGUGUGGAAUCAUCGACAGGUGUUCUCCGAGUCGUUGUGAACACGGUGGCCGCUGCAGUCAGUCCUGGACCGUCUUCCACUGUAACUGCUCUGAGAGCGGCUACAGUGGAGCCACCUGCCACAGCUCUGUGUACGAACAGUCCUGCGAGGCGUACAAACACAACGGCAACACGUCGGGACAGUUUUAUAUCGACGUGGACGGCAGCGGACCAAUCAAACCACAGCUGGUCUACUGCAACAUGACAGAGGAGAACACCUGGAUGGUGAUCCAGCACAACAACUCAGAGCUGACCAGACUCCGACCGUCUCCAGGUGUAAACCAGCAUUCAGUUCACUUUGACUACUCCACUGAAGAGGAGCAGCUGUUGGCCGCCAUCAGCCAAUCAGAGCACUGCCAACAGGAGCUGUCCUACCACUGCAGGAAGUCCCGCCUCCUCAACACUCCAGAGGGCUCUCCGUUCAGCUGGUGGCUCGGUGGUCCUGGUGCUGGUCGUGUCCAGACUUAUUGGGGCGGAGCUCAGCCAGGCAGCCAGCAGUGUGUCUGUGGCCUGCAGGGCGACUGUGUGGACCCACAACACUACUGCAACUGUGACGCCGACCGCACAGAGUGGGCUGAAGACUCGGGCCUGCUCACCCAUAAGGAGAGCCUCCCUGUACGGUCUGUGGUGCUGGGUGACAUCCAGCGGCCGGGGUCAGAGGCCGCCUACAGGGUGGGACCACUCCGAUGUCAUGGGGACAAGAACUUCUGGAAUGCUGCAUUUUUCGACAAGGAGACGUCGUACCUCCACUUCCCCACCUUCCACGGAGAGCUGAGCGCAGAUAUCUCCUUCCUGUUUAAAACCACGGCCUCCUCUGGCGUGUUCCUGGAAAAUCUGGGCAUCAAAGACUUCAUCCGGAUCGAACUGAGCUCCACCAACCAAGUGGUUUUCUCCUUCGAUGUGGGUAACGGGCCGCUGGAGGUUCAGGUGGAAUCGAGCGUGCCGCUGAAUGACAACCGGUGGCAUCGAGUCCGAGCCGAGCGGAACGUCAAGGAGGCGUCGCUUCGAUUGGAUGAACUUCCAGUCGCCACACAGGAGGCUCCUGCUGACGGACACCUCCACCUGCAGCUCAACAGCCAGCUGUUCAUAGGAGGCACAGCGUCCAGGCAGAAGGGCUUUCGGGGCUGCAUUCGCUCCCUGCAGCUAAACGGGGUCACCCUGGACCUGGAGGAGAGGGCGAAGAUCACACCCGGGGUCCGACCCGGCUGCCCGGGUCACUGCAGCAGCUACGGCUCGCUCUGCCAGAACCAGGGCCGCUGUGUGGAGAGAGACAGCGGCUUCCACUGUGACUGCGGCCUGUCAGCACACGCUGGAGUCUUCUGCCAUACAGAGGUGUCGGCCAGCUUCAAGUCAGGGACGUCGGUCAGCUACACCUUCAAGGAGCCAUACGAGUUGAGCAGGAACAGCAGCGCCCUGCCGUCCUCCAUCUACUCCGACAUGACUCUGAGAGGAGAGAACGUCUCCCUGAGCUUCAGGACCAACCAGAGUCCGGCUCUGCUGCUCUACGUUAGCUCCUACUACAGAGAGUACCUGGCCCUGCUCAUCAACAAGCACGAUAAACUGGAGGUGAGAUAUAAGCUGGACAGCAGCAGAGACGCUGAGGUGUUGAGAAGCAGAGUGCGGAGUCUGGCCAAUGGACAGCUGCACACUGUGACCAUCAGGAGAAUGACAGACUCUGUGACUGUGCAGAUUGACCAAAACCCCAGAGAAGACUUCAACCUGACAUCUGACGGAGAAUUCAACGCCAUCAAGUCGCUGGUGUUGGGCAGAGUGUUCGGGUCUGAUGAUUUGGAUCCGGACCUGUCCCGGUUGGCGUCUCUGGGUUUUACAGGUUGUCUCUCUGUGGUCCACUUUAACUCCAUCAGCCCUCUGAAAGCUGCUCUGCUCCACCCGGACACCAGCCCCGUCACCAUCACCGGACCUUUAGUUCGCUCCAACUGCGGCUCCUCUGCUUCAGCCAAUCCCUACGCAGCGGAGAACACACACCACCUGGCAGAUCAGUCUGGUUCAGUGGGUUCAGGUCAACCUUUAGUCAAUGCCAUGAGGACUGACUCGGCUCUGAUUGGAGGUGUCAUAGCAGUGGUGAUCUUUGUGAUUGUGACCGGCCUGGCCAUAACUGCCAGAUUCCUCUACCGGAGAAAAGAGACGUACCGGAACCAGGAGGUGAAGGGAGUCAAACAGGAGGACAGCCAAGACUUCACUUUCAACAACCAGACGGACUCCCAGAGCGUCUCCAAUGAAAACCCAAAGGAGUAUUUCAUCUGACUGGAGGCCUGAUGACCUGAUGAACUGGCGGCUGCAGACACGGGGAGUCCUGCCACGCCUCAGGACUCAGAGCCACUGUUUUCUGGCAGAAGUGGCUCAAACAGCAUGUUGAGGCAAAAAAGAACAAUUUACACAGCGUUGUCUUUCUGUUGCUUUACCGUAAGUUGUGAAUAUACUGAUUCAAACAGGCAACAGUUUUGGACUCUUGAGGUGUUGAUAUCCUUGUUUCAACUGUAAGUAUUCAAAAAUGUAAAUGUUGAAUAUAUGUCUUUGUAACAAUUUAUGGCUAACGUCACUUUGUCAUAUUGAAACAUGGAAAUAAUGGAGGUAUUGGUAUUUUUAUGGUGUUGAAAAAUGUGAAGCUUUGCCUUCUUGUGGUUGGUUUUCCUUAGAGAGAGAGAUGGGCGUGUAGAGACAGGACGGCACUUGAAACUGGCAGGAUGUUGUUUUAUAUCCUCUGCCAGUUCAGUCAUCAGGCCCUUCGUUGUGAUCAUAUGGUUUUGUCCACUUUGUAGCAGGGAUACCUUCAACCUCCAGCAAUUUUUCUCUCAACCAUCCCUCCCACUUGCAGCUUUUAAUCCGUUCUUUGAAGGUUUAAGCUUUGUUAGAUCUUUAGCAGGAAAAUAAGUAAAUAUUAAAGUAAAUGUACUCCACUGAGGCAGAAUUCUUUCUCACCGUAUUACAAAAAUGAAUUUGAGCUUAGUCAUGGAUUAACUAAGCUUUGAAAUAUAAUCCUCAAAGUGGAUAAAAUCAGUAUUUGACUAUGUGAAAGGAGCUGUUUUUCAGCAUAAAGGUUCUAAGUGCACUACAGACAGCAGACAAACUGGUGAACAGAAAUAUUUGAAUCUAGGGUGGAAAUAGCAGCUCCACCACUAACAAUAACAACUUUGACACAGAAAAGUAUUCACAGAAUGCAUCAAAAGGCUGUUUCAAGGGGGGAAAUUACAUCAAAAAUGGGUUUCAUUUCAUUUAAAUGUUAAAACCUUUUUGGAAUUCCACAGCGGUGAAGUUGUUUGAAACUAGUAAGGAGAGGCCUCUGAGGGAAAGGAGAGAAGGUCAGUAAGAAAGCUGAAACCACCACCACAAAAAGUUUAUUAAAACUGCACAUCUGAAGCUAUGAAAAGGUUUAUCUAAAGAAUAUCAAAGUGGCCUCUAUUAUGUAACAUGAGAAAUGCUGAAAAACUGUUUCUUCCGCUCCCAUGGUUCGAACAAGUCAAACAACUUCUAUUAAAACUAAGCUCCUAGUCUGCAGUCUGGAUUCAUUCAUAAGAACUUUUGUAUGUGAAUGAUUGUUUGAUUGUUUGUUGCAGUGAAGGCUCGACAUAUCUGAGCCAUGUACAGGGUAUUCAGCUCAUUCUCUACCCCCCUUCGUUUUAGUUAAUGUUAAUGUCAAUUUCACAUUAAUUACCAAUAUAAAUGAUCAGGUUAUGUUUCCAUUUAAUUCAGUUGUGUAAAACUAGAGUCCAACUUCUGUGUACCAGAGUCACAAAAAGACGCCAACGCCAGUGGAUUUCAUUUCUUCCCUCUCACAUUCACAAUUUUACCUCUCACAUACACAAAACACACCUAACA